Eimeria maxima is the source of this 435-nucleotide messenger RNA. RefSeq names its product RNA polymerase II subunit RPB6, putative. Gene Ontology annotation, molecular function: DNA-directed RNA polymerase activity; DNA binding. NCBI's taxonomy places the organism in Eukaryota, Apicomplexa, Conoidasida, Eucoccidiorida, Eimeriidae. The transcript has 2 exons. Bases 1 to 435 code for a protein of 144 amino acids. Gene Ontology annotation, cellular component: RNA polymerase I complex; RNA polymerase II, core complex; RNA polymerase III complex. The record is from RefSeq and is a predicted model, not a curated record. Gene Ontology annotation, biological process: DNA-templated transcription.
AUGGCGGACGAUGAAAAUGAUCAUAUGUUUGCUGAGCCAUUUAAUGAUGAAUUUGGUGAUGAAUUAGGAGAUGAUGAAUUAGGAGAAGAAUACGAAGAAGGAGAUGCAGCAGCAGCAGAUGCAGCAGCAGCAGAUAUAGAUGUUGUUAUUGAUCCAAAUGAUCCAAGAUUACAGCGUCCUGAUGCUCGACCUAGUGAAGGUCCACGUAUAACAAGUCCAUAUAUGACAAAAUUUGAGAAGGCAAGAAUAAUUGGAACAAGAGCAUUACAAAUAAGUAUGAAUGCUCCAUUAACAAUUCCUCUUGAUGGAGAAACAGAUCCUCUUAUUAUUGCUGAAAAAGAAUUACAUCAAAAAACUAUUCCUUUUAUUCUUAGAAGAUAUUUACCUGAUGGCAGUUUUGAAGAUUGGAAAAUACAAGAAUUAGUCAUCGAAUAA